CUCCCCCUCACAAGCCUAUAGUAGUUGAAUAUUCCAUCUGUGCGGCGCACAUAUUCCUGCCUCUUAAUUCCGACAGCGGGCUGCUCGACGGCAAGGCGCUCCGAUUGUGACAAGCCCUGACUGUGGAGUGCACACCAGGACUUGGUUUGGAUCCAGGUCAAGAUUGUUCUGCUCAGUCUGGGUCCAAACGGUGAUCAGAGAGUCUGAGAGGGAACAGUAAAAGGCUUGUGUUUCAUUUGGAGGGAUCGCUGGCCGGACCAAUGGGAUCAGGGAAGCUGGCCCAGGUGCUGCUCGGAUGGGUGGCGGUGUGUCUUGCACCAGUCCAGGUGGCGUACGGUCAGACUGCGAAUGGGAAUGCGCCGCUCCAGGCUAGCCGUUUCACGGCCACCCCGGACCAGAGAGAGGUGCAGCGGGUUCGGCGCCGUGGCCAGGAGACACUGAGAGGACCCAAUGUGUGUGGCUCUCGCUUCCAUUCGUACUGCUGCCCCGGCUGGAAGACUCUGCCAGGCGGGAACCAGUGUAUUGUCCCAAUAUGCAGGAACUCCUGUGGUGAUGGCUUCUGUUCCAGACCCAACAUGUGCACCUGUUCAAACGGGCAGCUGUCUUCCAGCUGUGGAGCAGGAGGAGGAGUUCAGUCGUGUAAUGUCAGGUGCAUGAAUGGAGGCAGUUGUGCUGAGGACUCUUGUACCUGCCCGAAAGGCUUCACGGGAAACCACUGUGGACAACCUGUGUGUGAGAAUGGCUGCCAGAAUGGUGGACGUUGCAUCGGCCCCAACAGAUGCGCCUGUGUGUACGGCUUCACCGGCCCUCAGUGCGAGAGAGACUACAGGACUGGGCCGUGUUUCACGCAAGUGAACAACCAGAUGUGUCAGGGUCAGCUCAGUGGAAUCGUGUGCACCAAGACACUAUGCUGUGCCACCAUUGGCCGAGCGUGGGGACACCCCUGCGAACAGUGCCCCGCCCAGCCGCACCCGUGCAGACGAGGCUUCAUCCCUAACAUCCGGACCGGAGCAUGCCAAGAUGUGGACGAGUGUCAAGCAGUACCAGGUCUUUGUGCUGGAGGUAACUGCAUCAACACUGUGGGAUCUUACGAGUGUAAAUGUCCCGCUGGCCACCGUCAGAGCGAAACUAGCCAUAAAUGUGAAGACAUUGAUGAAUGCAGCACCAUCCCUGGCGUGUGUGAUGGAGGCGAGUGCACCAACACAGCUGGUAGUUACGUGUGCACCUGCCCACGUGGUUACAUCUCCAGCACAGACGGCUCCAGAUGUGUGGACCAGCGUGGGGGAACAUGUUUCUCUGCACUGGCUAAUGGUCGCUGUGCUGCUGAGUUGACUGGCCAGUAUACCAAGAUGCAAUGUUGCUGUGACACCGGCCGCUGUUGGGCUUUGGGACAGAUUCCCGAGAUGUGCCCUGUGAGGGGGUCUGAUGAGUUCCGUCGUUUAUGUAUCGUGGGCGUUCCUCAGGGACACGGCCUCCCCAACGGCUACCCCAACGGAUACUUCCCCAACAGCAAUGGCAACUACGGACAGAAGUUUCCCAGUAUUUCCAAUGGGAAUGGGGGCAAUGGCGGAGGCGGUUUUGGAGGCAACGGUGGAGGUUUCGGCGGCAAUGGUGGAAGUUUCGGAGGGAACGGAGGCAACUUUGGCGGCAACGGAGGAAGCUUUGGAGGGAAUGGAGGGGGACUUAUGACCCAUCACCAAAUAGGCACCGUUACUGUGAACGACACCAUUGAUAUCUGCAAGCACUUCACCAAUCUGUGUCUGAAUGGACGCUGCAUUCCCACACCCACAAGCUACCGCUGCGAGUGCAACAUGGGCUACAAGCAGGAUGGACGCGGGGAAUGUAUUGAUGUGGAUGAAUGUCUGAGUAAUCCAUGCAUCAAUGGCGACUGUGUCAACACACCGGGUUCAUAUCACUGCAAGUGUCAUGAGGGCUACCAGGGAACACCCACCAAGCAAGCUUGUGUUGAUAUUGACGAGUGUAUCGUCAAUGGGGUGAUGUGUCGCAAUGGGCGUUGCGUCAACACUGAGGGAAGCUUCCAGUGUAUCUGCAAUGCUGGCUUUGAACUCACACCUGAUGGCAAGAACUGCAUCGAUCAUGAUGAAUGUGCCACCACCAACAUGUGUCUGAAUGGCAUGUGCAUCAAUGAGGACGGCAGCUUUAAGUGCAUCUGCAAGCCUGGCUUUGCCCUUGCACCAAAUGGACGCUACUGCACUGACAUCGAUGAGUGUCUGACACCAGGAAUUUGCAUGAAUGGCCGCUGCAUCAACUCGGAGGGCUCCUUCCGCUGCGAGUGCCCGCCGGGCCUGGCUAUUGAUGUAGAUGGGAGAGUGUGUGUGGACACGCACAUGAGGACCACCUGCUACGGUGCCAUAAAGAUGGGCACAUGCUCACGGCCCUUCCCAGGUGCGGUGACCAAAUCGGAGUGCUGUUGCGCCAAUCCUGAACAUGGAUUUGGAGAACCCUGCCACCCCUGUCCCUCCCGAAACUCAGCUGAGUUCCAGGCUGUGUGCAGUAGCGGUAUCGGCAUCACUGCCGAUGGCAGAGAUAUCAAUGAGUGCGCCCUGGACCCAGACAUUUGUCAGAACGGCAUUUGUGAGAAUCUGAGAGGAAGUUACCGCUGUAUCUGUAACAUCGGCUAUGAGUCAGACACCAGCGGCAAAAAUUGCGUUGACAUCAAUGAGUGUCUGGUCAACCGCCAGCUUUGUGACAAUGGCCUAUGCAGAAACACUCCUGGCUCGUACACAUGUUCCUGCCCAAAAGGUUUUGUCUUCAAGCCAGACUCAGAGACAUGUGAAGAUAUCAAUGAGUGUGAGUCAAGUCCAUGCGUCAAUGGGGUCUGUCGCAAUGUGAUCGGGUCCUUUAACUGUGAGUGCACCCAUGGGAGUAAGCUGGACUCUACCAACACCAUCUGCGUGGACAGCAUGAAGAGUACUUGUUGGCUGACCAUACAGAACAGCCGCUGUGAGGUGAACAUCAACGGGGCCACGCUCAAGUCUGAGUGCUGCUCUACAUUGGGAGCGGCCUGGGGAAGUCCAUGCGAACCCUGCGAGAUUGACACGGCCUGUUCACGAGGAUUCGCUCGCAUGAAGGGCCUUGUCUGUGAAGACAUUAACGAGUGUGAGGUAUUCCCUGGAGUGUGUACAAAUGGCCGCUGUGUGAACGCUCAGGGCUCCUUCCGCUGCGAGUGUGCCGAGGGCCUCACUUUGGACAGUACUGGCCGCACGUGCGUGGACAUGCGCAGCGAGCAGUGCUAUAUGAAGUGGCACGAGGACGAGUGUGGCGAGCCUCUGCCUGGGCGGUACCGAGUGGACAUGUGCUGCUGCUCUGUGGGCGCCGCCUGGGGUGUCGACUGUGAAGAGUGUCCCAAAGCCAGCACGCCUGAAUACAGGGCCAUCUGUCCAAGGGGACCUGGUUUUGCUAACAGGGACAUCCUGACUGGCAGGCCCUUCUACAAAGAUGUGAACGAGUGUAAGGUCUUCAAUGGUCUGUGCACUUAUGGAACUUGCCGAAACACCAUCGGAAGUUUCAAGUGUCGCUGCAACAGCGGCUUUGCUCUGACGGACGAGGAGAGAAACUGCACAGACAUCGACGAGUGUCGAAUCUCCCCGGAUCUGUGCGGUCACGGUACAUGUGCCAACACUCCUGGCAGCUUUGAGUGUGAAUGCUUUGAAGGCUACGAAAGCGGCUUCAUGAUGAUGAAAAACUGCAUGGACAUCGACGAGUGCGAGCGAAACCCCCUGCUGUGUCGCGGAGGGACCUGUCUCAACACUGAAGGCAGUUACGAGUGUGAAUGUCCCCCGGGACACGCUCUCAGCCCCGAUGGAGCAGCUUGUGAAGAUGUGAAUGAGUGCCAGCUGAGUGACAACUUGUGCAAGAACGGCCAGUGCGUCAACCUGCCAGGAACCUACCAGUGCUCAUGUGACACCGGCUACCAGGCCACACCGGACAGACAGGGCUGCGUUGAUAUUGAUGAGUGCACCAUCAUGAAUGGAGGGUGUGAGACCCACUGCACCAACUCAGAGGGCAGCUAUGAGUGCAGCUGCAGUGAAGGCUACGCUCUCAUGCCUGACCUCAGGACAUGCUCAGACAUUGAUGAGUGCGAGGAGACGCCAGACAUCUGCGACGGAGGCCAGUGUACAAACAUUCCUGGGGAAUAUCGCUGCCUGUGCUAUGACGGUUUUAUGGCUUCUAUGGACAUGAGGACCUGUAUUGAUGUGAACGAAUGUGAUUUGAACCCAAACAUCUGUCUCCACGGCGACUGUGAGAACACCAAAGGCUCUUUCAUCUGUCACUGUCAGCUUGGAUACUUUGUCAAGAAGGGAUCCACUGGAUGCACAGAUAUUGACGAGUGCGAGAUCGGCGCUCAUAACUGUGACAUGCACGCCGCAUGCAUCAACGUUCCCGGCAGCUUUAAGUGUCGCUGUCGGGAUGGCUGGGAGGGAGAUGGCAUCAAGUGUGUCGAUCAGGAUGAAUGCGCCGCAGAGGACCACAAUUGCAACCUGAACGCAGACUGUGUCAAUACGCCAGGAUCAUACAGGUGCACGUGCAAAGAGGGCUUCAAUGGGGACGGCUUUUCCUGCUCUGACAUGGACGAGUGUGCGGACAACGUCAACCUGUGUGAAAACGGACAGUGUCUGAAUGCUCCGGGAGGCUACCGCUGCGAGUGUGAGAUGGGCUUCACCCCGACCGAGGACAGCAAGGCCUGUCAAGAUAUCGAUGAGUGUAAUUUCCAGAAUAUCUGCGUGUUUGGAACGUGCCAGAACCUUCCGGGGAUGUUCCGCUGUGUUUGUGAUGAUGGUUAUGAAUUGGACCGUAGCGGAGGAAACUGCACAGACAUCAAUGAGUGCGCCGACCCAGUGAACUGCAUCAACGGGCUGUGUGUGAACACUCCGGGAAGUUACCUGUGCAACUGCCCAGCUGACUUUGAGCUCAACCCCACUGGUGUCGGUUGUGUAGAUACUCGUGUGGGCAACUGCUUCCUCGACAUCCUCGCACGCGGCGAUGGAGGAAUCUCGUGCAGCGCUGAGAUCGGAGUAGGCGUGACCAGAGCUUCGUGUUGCUGUUCGAUCAGAGGAGCCUGGGGCAACCCUUGCGAACUGUGCCCUGCCCCCAACUCUACCGAAUAUCGAACCCUUUGCCCCGGAGGAGAAGGUUUCAGACCCAACCCCAUUACUGUCAUUCUGGAAGAUAUUGAUGAGUGCCAGGAGCUUCCCGGCCUCUGCCAGGGUGGAAACUGUGUCAACACCUUUGGUAGCUUCCAGUGUGAGUGCCCAGCAGGUUAUUACCUCAACGAGGAGACUCGCAUCUGUGAGGACAUAGAUGAAUGCACCACCCACAUUGGGAUCUGUGGACCUGGUACGUGCUACAACACUUUGGGCAACUACACAUGCGUGUGUCCCCCUGAGUACAUGCAGGUCAAUGGAGGAAACAACUGCAUGGACAUGAGGAAAAGCGUGUGUUACCGCAACUUCAACGACACAUGCGAGAACGAGCUGUCCUUCAACAUGACCAAGAAGAUGUGUUGCUGUGCCUACAACGUGGGCAAGGCAUGGAACAAGCCGUGUGAGGCCUGCCCAACUCCCGCUACCUCUGAGUAUCAGUUACUUUGUGGGAACCAGGCCCCUGGCUUUAUCAUUGACAUCCACACUGGCAAGCCAAUUGAUAUUGAUGAGUGCCGGGAGAUUCCUGGUAUCUGUGCCAAUGGCGUGUGCAUCAACCAGAUCGGGAGCUUCCGCUGUGAAUGUCCAAUGGGCUUCAGCUAUAAUAACAUACUGCUCAUUUGUGAAGAUAUUGAUGAGUGUAACAGCGGGGACAAUCUGUGCCAGCGUAACGCCAAGUGUAUCAACAUUCCUGGCAGUUAUCGCUGCGAGUGUUCUCCAGGCUUCAAACUGUCCCCCAGUGGGGCCUGCGUGGAUCGCAAUGAGUGCCAGGAGAUUCCUAACGUGUGCAGCCAUGGAGAGUGUAUUGACACCCAAGGCAGUUACCGGUGUCUGUGCCAUAAUGGCUUCAAGGCGACUGCAGACCAGACCAUGUGCAUGGACAUUGAUGAGUGCGACAGACAGCCGUGUGGCAACGGUACCUGUAAAAACACUGUAGGGUCCUACAACUGCCUGUGCUUCCCUGGCUUCGAGCUCACCCACAACAAUGACUGCAUGGACAUUGACGAGUGCAGUGCCCUGCAGGGUCAAGUGUGCAGGAAUGGACAGUGUAUCAACGAAUUGGGUUCCUUCCAAUGCCUCUGCAAUGAAGGUUAUGAGAACACACCUGAUGGGAAAAACUGUGUUGAUAUCAACGAGUGUGUGAGUCUGCCUGGUACAUGCUCCCCAGGAACUUGUCAGAAUUUGGAUGGAUCUUUCAGAUGUAUUUGUCCUCCGGGCUAUGAGGUGCAGAAUGACCAGUGCAUUGAUAUUAAUGAGUGUGAGGUGGAACCAAAUCUUUGCCAGUUCGGUACAUGUACCAACACCCCCGGCAGCUUCCAGUGCACCUGCCAACCGGGCUUCGUGCUCUCUGACAACAAGCGCCGUUGUUAUGACACCCGAGAGAGUUUCUGUUUCACCAAAUUCGAGAUCGGAAAGUGUUCUGUCCCAAAAGCUUUCAACACCACCAAGGCCAAGUGCUGCUGCAGCAAGAUGCCUGGGGAGGGCUGGGGGCUUCCUUGCGAGCUGUGCCCCCGAGAGACUGAAGCUGCUUUUAACACUCUGUGUCCCUACGGCCACGGAGCACUGCCCGGACCUGGUGAUGCUCGUGAGGAUAUGAAUGAGUGUCUGGAUAACCCGGGUAUCUGCCAGAAUGGUAUUUGCAUCAACACAGAUGGUUCGUUCCGCUGUGAAUGCCCCUUUGGAUACAACCUGGACUACACUGGAGUUAAUUGUGUCGACACGGACGAGUGCUCCAUUGGAAACCCGUGUGGAAAUGGAACCUGCACCAAUGUGGUGGGAGGCUUUGAAUGUUCCUGCCAGGAGGGCUUUGAACCUGGACCCAUGAUGACAUGUGAAGACAUCAACGAGUGCUCAAAAAAUCCUCUGCUGUGCGCCUUCCGCUGUGUGAACACUUUUGGCUCCUAUGAGUGCAUGUGCCCAGCUGGCUACGUGCUGCGAGACGACCAGCGCAUGUGUAGAGACCAAGAUGAGUGCUCCGAGGGUAUGGAUGACUGCGACUCCAAGGGUAUGAUGUGUAAGAACCUGAUCGGGACCUUCAUGUGCAUUUGCCCACCUGGCAUGCAGCGCCGCCCUGAUGGAGAGGGAUGCAUGGACUUGAAUGAGUGCAGAGCCAAGCCUGGCAUUUGUAAGAACGGACGCUGUAUCAACACUGUGGGCAGCUACCGCUGCGAGUGCAAUGAUGGCUUUGAGCCCAGCUCCACUGCAACUGAGUGCAUUGACAACCGUAAGGGAUUCUGUUACAUGGAGGUCCUGCAGACGAUGUGUCAGCAGUCGUCCACCAACAGAAACAGCGUGACCAAGUCCGAGUGCUGCUGCAACACGGGUCGGGGUUGGGGCUCGCAGUGUGAGCUCUGCCCGCUGCCUGGCACCGUCCAGUACAAGAAGAUGUGCCCACUUGGGCCCGGCUACACCACAGAUGCCAGGGAUAUCAACGAGUGUCAGGUGUUGCCAGAUCUGUGUAGCAACGGUCAGUGCAUCAACACCAUUGGAUCCUUCCGCUGCCACUGUAACGUCGGCUACAAGACCGACUUUACUGCUAUCUCAUGUGUCGACAUGGAUGAGUGCUCGCUGUCUCCCAAGCCCUGUAACUUCCUGUGUAAAAACACAGAGGGUAGCUACCUCUGCUCCUGUCCAAGAGGAUACAGCCUGCAGCCUGAUGGAAAGACCUGCAAAGAUCUGGACGAGUGUUCCACCAAGCAACACAACUGCCAGUUCCUUUGUGUCAACACCAUUGGAGGCUUCACUUGCAAGUGUCCUCCCGGCUUCACUCAGCAUCAAACGGCCUGCAUUGACAACAAUGAGUGCAUGGGUCAGAACAGUGUGUGCGGUUCUCAGGCUUCUUGUGUCAACACUCCUGGUAGCUUCAACUGUGAGUGCUCUAAAGGCUUCUCUUUGGACACCACGGGCCUGGAGUGUGAAGAUGUGGACGAGUGUAGCAGUAACCACCGCUGUCAACAUGGCUGUCAGAACAUGAUGGGAGGUUUCCGUUGUGGCUGCCCUCAAGGCUACGUGCAGCACUACCAGUGGAACCAGUGUGUCGAUGAGAACGAGUGCCAGGCAGGUUCAAUGUGCGGCUCGGCUUCCUGCUACAACACGCUGGGCAGCUACAAGUGUGUGUGUCCGUCCGGCUUCGACUUCGAGGCGUCUGCUGGCGGCUGCCAGGAUGUGAACGAGUGCUCCAUGGGAGGCAACCCGUGUAUGCAUGGCUGCUCCAACACGGAUGGAGGAUAUCUGUGCGGCUGUCCUGGAGGCUUCUACAGGGCCGGACAGGGUCAUUGUAUAUCAGGCUCAGGCUUCCCAGGCCAAUUAGGUGUAGAAGGCGAGGAGGACGACAGUCUGUCUCCUGAGGCCUGCUACGAGUGUAAGAUCAAUGGAGGAGGAAAGAACGGACGACACAAACGCAACGCAAAUGAAAAUGAGCUUGAUCAUGAGCCGGUGAGUCUGGCCAGUGUGGACACGCAAGCCUCCAUCCCCAUGAACAUUUCUCUGGCCUCGCUCCUCAACAAGGAACCUCUGCUGGAGCUGCUGCCUGCCCUGCAGCCGCUGGAGCACCACGUGCGCUACGUCAUCACCCACGGCAACGCCGACGAACACUUCCGACUGCUGGAGCGCCGCGACGGAAAGAGCGUGCUGAGGCUGGGCAAGAGGCCGCCUCCCGCCGGAUCCUACCGGCUCGACAUCGCCAGCCUGCCUCUGUUUGGGCCCCGGAGACGAAACCAGCUGGAGGAGCAGCACGACAAGGACUACCUGCAAGGGGAAAUCGGGGACGCCCUGCGCAUCAAGCUCCACAUCCACCUGCACUGAGCGCCCUCACAAGCCCCGCCCCUGGACUGACCCCCUUUAAAGCCUGAACCUUUGAGUUUUAACCCGCCCUUGUAUCCAGCAGAGGGUUACCAAGGGCUAUGAAAGACUGAGUCAAUCAGCCCAACUCUACCACCACUUUGUUACUGUUCAUGUUAUCAUGUGUUCAUGUUUUGUGUGAUUUAGAUUUUCUUUUUUUCUUUUUUUUUUUUUACAAUGAUUAUACUUGUGUCCAUUAUUCUUUUCCACAACAAGUACUCCUGUGGAUCAGAUCGCAGUGAAGUGCAUAGCCCCCCGCACCCCACCCCCCUUACCCCCAAAAUACAGGUGCAUCUCAAUAAACUGGAAUAUUGUGGAAAACUUAAUUUAUUUCAGACAUUCAGUUCAAAACCCCAUGAAAACCCCAAAUUCACUAUCUGAAUAAAUUAGAAUAUCACAUAAGAAACUAUUAAAAUCAUUUUUUAAUAUAGAAAGUAGGUAAGAAUUGACCUGAAAAAUAUUUUGCUACGUGUUUAAGAAUCUAUUUAAUAUAUGAUGUUAAUCUUUUUAAAAAUGAACCAACGAAAUGGACUUCCUGACAAUAUUCUAAUUUAUUGAGGUGCACUUUUAAAAGACAUAAUGGCACACAAGUCCAUGAAGCACUUUUGUAGGCAGGCAAGUCCAAAAGAAGGCACAACACGGGGGAUUUUUGAGGGGAAAAAAAGUGCUGAGAGCUGCCAUAAUUGUCUUUCUGGAUGCAUUUGAAGUAUAAUCCAGUGAUGUCUGACAAAGAAUGAGGCAUCUUCAUGGCACCUCUCUGGGACAUUCAUUUCAAACAUCACAUCUCACUUCAUCCUACUGUUUUUGUGUCACGUCAUGGGGCUGUUUAUGUGAGAGGACUGCAACAGUGACACAACAUUCCAGGUUGAUCAGAUGCGGAAUAAGCGUUUGUGUUGUGUUGUGUUCGGUUACCUCAGUGCUUCUCACCCAGUGCGCUGCUGACAUGCAAACCAAAGAGGGUGCUAUCGUCAUGAGCAGGGAAUACUACAGUGAGCCGUUUUUACAAAGACGCUAGAUCAGGUCACUUCUGUAUUAAUUCCUUUUAAGGUGCAUUGAUUCUUAGCCUAAGAGGUCUCAACUGAAAGGAGGUAAAAGGUCACCUGACCAGAAUUGUGAUCUUAAAGAGGGCCGACCAUUGUUUACACCAGCUCACAAAACAGUACCAGUCUUGACAAGCUUUUAGUGACUACAGUAUCAAUGCAUGCACACAAAAAAAAAACAACAUCUGUCAGGUCAUACUCUUCGUUUCUCAUAUUUUUUUCUCUCAAAGAGGAAAAAAAAGGUGCUAUACAAAAUCCCGUCUGCUGUACAAAGAACACAGUCUUGAACCUGGAUUGCAAAAGUGACAUUUGUUAUUAAUUUUGUGCCAGGCUUGAUUAUUGUUGUGUUUGUUUGUACUUUGUGUUGUCUCGGUGCUGAAAGAAAAAAAAAAAACAUUAUCAAUCAUGCGUCUCGAAAUUGUAUAUUUUUAAGUGAAAUAUAGUUGUUGUUUUUUUCAAUUUCAAGACAGCCAAAACAAAUGGCAAACAGUAGAUUGAAGGCCUUUUUCUGCUAUUAACUGUUGUUCUCAUAGGGAGUAUCCUACAUUUUAAAUGAUCAACUCUGAUGUCAGCAUAAGGGGAAUUUACACUGUCUAUACAAUGCUAUAAGCGUCAAUGCAAACUUGACCACCUCCAGCUUGGCUCAUAAUGGUGCUAAAAGGUAAUUCUUGUUUUGAGCAUUCAAGGUUUCCGCACUGGGCCAACAGCCUCGGCCAUGUUUAUCACACAUAACCAUUUUGUUUAUUUCUAACCUGGAAAUCUUGUAACACUUUGUAUCUUGAAAGUGUCCUUGUGUCUCUUACUCACCGUUUUUUUAUUUGUUUGUUUUUUGACAUUUCAGUGCCAAACUUGAAUAGUGCCAUCAGCAUCAUCACCCACUUGCACUGAACUAUGAUGUGCUUUAUUAGCCAGAAACAAACAACUUGGCUUUGAAGUUUCAGUCCUUUUAAAAGAGAAUGCUAAAGUGACAAUCAUCCCGUACACAGCACAUUGCUUAGUUGAAAAUCAAUAAAUCAUUGUUUUUAAUAUUCUGACGCUCAUUUAUGUGCAAAGACAAAAACCAAAGACAAUGUGUCAUUGGCAGUUGGUAAGAUCUGAAUGAUUCACGUUAUCUUGUAAACCUUUGUCCAGUGACUAUUUGCAAUAAAGUAUUGUGGGAUACA
Molecule: messenger RNA, 11205 nt
Organism: Phyllopteryx taeniolatus (common seadragon)
Lineage: Eukaryota; Metazoa; Chordata; Actinopteri; Syngnathiformes; Syngnathidae
Gene: fbn3
Product: fibrillin 2b
Exons: 65
Coding region: 261-8966 (2901 amino acids)
Molecular function (GO): calcium ion binding
Source: RefSeq, a predicted model, not a curated record